AUGCUGUUCGCAAUGGCCUUCGCAGGAUUGCGGUUCCUGCAGAUCGUCACCUUGAUUCCGACCAUGGGCAUGCUCGCCUGGUUUGUCGACGGCUUCGUCAAGGCCAAUGUCAUCGUCCCCAACUUCAUCCUCGUCCUCUUCAUCGUCUCCGUCCUCGCCCUCGCCUGGGCCAUCUUCACCCUCUUCAGCUACCACCGCAGCAGCACAAACGCCCUCUUCGUCGCCGUCAUUGACCUGGGCUUCGUCGGCGCAUUCAUCGCCGCCGUCUGGUACCUGCGCUUCAUCCGCCAUGUCGACUGCACCGACGUCUUCCGCGACGGCCAGUGGACCGCCAACGUCGGCGGCUUCCUCUCCCUCUCCGGCCUGCGCCUCGGCAUCACCACCAACAAACCCUGCGCCAUGCUCAAGGCUUCCUGGGUCUUCGGCAUCAUCAACUGCAUCCUUUUCUUCUUCACCGCCGUCCUCGCAUGGAUGCACGGCGACCACAUGUCCUCCAGCUACGAGCGCAAGUCCUACCACCACGGCCGUCACCGCCGCCAUCGCAGCCACAGCCACCACAGCCGUCGCAGCUCACACUCCCGCCGCGUUUACGUCUAA
Colletotrichum karsti is the source of this 597-nucleotide messenger RNA. RefSeq lists its product as uncharacterized. The coding region runs from base 1 to 597 and encodes 198 amino acids. The transcript has 2 exons. The record is from RefSeq and is a predicted model, not a curated record. NCBI's taxonomy places the organism in Eukaryota, Fungi, Ascomycota, Sordariomycetes, Glomerellales, Glomerellaceae.